UGAGGUCAUGGUGCAUCUGCGCUGUGGUGGACUUCGCAGUGAUCGGCGAGGGCCGCGAACGACCACAGGCACGCGAUCAUGAGAUCCACGUUCCCUGUUCUCUGACGCCACACGCGCCACACGCCUGUGCUCUACAACUUCCAGCGAUGGAUGCAUGCGCAUCUGGGUAUGUGAUUUGCCACACAGAGCGGUGUGCACAGCGAGAUGGGGCGAUGUGGCACAGAAAUACCCUACGUUAUAAGUUCUUCAGCUGCUCCCAUCAUGCAUUUUGCUGCGGCCAGCGACACGCUCUCGCUCCGCGGCCAUUUGUAGUUGCGAGCUGUUGCUGCGCAACGCUCGUUGCCGUGAGACCUGGACCGCAUGCAGAAACCCGCAUUGCUCGUGUUCGGCUCAUCGUUCCGCUUUUCUCGCACUGCACGGCAAGUCGGGACGCUCGAAGCUGAAGGGUGCAUAGGCAGCUCGUGGGAACCGCCCGCUUGGAAGCAUCGGACCCACAUACUGCGCACCAAACCGCUCAUGGGUAGUGAGCCUGUUCUCGUCAAGUCCCCAAAUCAUGAGCUCAGACGAGCCCAAUUAUA
Molecule: messenger RNA, 578 nt
Organism: Cutaneotrichosporon oleaginosum
Lineage: Eukaryota; Fungi; Basidiomycota; Tremellomycetes; Trichosporonales; Trichosporonaceae
Source: RefSeq, a predicted model, not a curated record